Molecule: messenger RNA, 4489 nt
Organism: Cryptococcus deneoformans JEC21
Lineage: Eukaryota; Fungi; Basidiomycota; Tremellomycetes; Tremellales; Cryptococcaceae
Product: expressed protein
Exons: 12
Coding region: 1926-3089 (387 amino acids)
Biological process (GO): regulation of transcription by RNA polymerase II
Molecular function (GO): protein dimerization activity; DNA-binding transcription factor activity, RNA polymerase II-specific; RNA polymerase II cis-regulatory region sequence-specific DNA binding
Source: RefSeq, a predicted model, not a curated record
UAUACAGUACAAUAUAGCUACCAAUAGCCAAAAGUCGAGACCUUGCCAACGGAACAACGAACUAAAUUGUUUUAAAAGAAAAAACGAAACAGAUUUCGACCUUCAAUCAUCUGGUCCUCUACACAAACUCAAGGACAACUCGAACGUCGGACGUCGGACGACAGCGGCGUUGUUCAGACGCACAGUCCUCUCUUAGUUCCUCUCUAUUGAGGAUAUACAGUUUCAUCCCCAAAACCGUUUUCUGGUCAAAACGAUGAGGAUCAGUUCAACAAGCUAUUACGUCUUCUUUUAAUCGUUCCUUCAUUGCCCAUUAUACUUCCCAGCAUUCGGUCAUCCGCCAUUUGGGCCUCAGUAACAGUUAUGUAGCCUGUGACUCGCAGGUCGCAAUACAGUUCAGCAAACGGCAAAAUCCAAUUGACAAAGAACAGACAAUACAAUACCACGUUUCCGCUGGCUGUUUCCCCUACAAAGACACAUAGAAUCUCCAUCAGUCUGCCGUAUUCAUCAGUUGUAGUUCUCAUCACUACUUGUCUCGGUUAUCCCCCACUUCAGGACUUUAGGCUCUAUGGAGCAUUGAAGAAGCUACAACUUCCUAUUCCCCGCUUCCCCGAAUCGACAUCCGGACGCUCGAUAUUGCAUAGUAAACAACAGAAAAGUUAUAUCACUAUCAUAAUUAUAGACUUUCAGAUUCCAAGGCGGUCGUGGAGCGUCAAUGGGCACUGGCCAGGCAGAGCAACAACCAACCUUCUACUUUCUUUUCCAUCAACCAUCAAAUUUGAAUUCAAGACGGUUUCACAACCACCUUACCUCGUGUUUUUGUGCAGUGUGUCUCUCUGCCGUUGUUAUCUCAUCCCACAACACACAGGCACAGUACUUCACAGAGAACUACUAAUUAGCUCGCCCUCGCUUAUUCUAGGUGGGGUGUACCAGAGAAAGUGGGGUGUAGCUCCGCAAUCUGGGAUCAUGAUUUAAGUGUGGCGGAUCGAUAAUAGUAAUGUCGACACUAUCGCUAUCUCAAAGCACCUCUUCGCAUAUGGAAUAGGGACGAUGGGUGUCCUUGAGGCCCCCCAGUGGAAUUAGCGUUGGACAAUGGAGUGAGGAAAUGGAUGGAAUGUGGAAUGUGAGAUGGCAAAUGGUGAGUGAACAAUAGACAUUGGGGCCUAGCAUAUAAGGCGGAAAAAUCAAAGGAAACCUCCAGGCAGAAAUAAGGUAGCGUAUCAACAUCAUAUCCGCAUACUCAUCGGACACAUCGCAUAGCAUCAAGAGUAUGGUAUAUUAAACUAUGUGAUCUCUCAUGUUAAUCACUUGAGAGGGACAUCUAUCGUGCGACAGCAAGCUAAUACUUUUUAGCACAGAGAAGGAAGCAUCAAUAAUCAGCGGCUCGCAUGAUGAAGCACUUGGGGAGAUAGUCCAUCAGGGAGUGAUCGGUUGAUGGCAUUAUGUCUUGUUUCGCAACCCCGCCUUUGCCGAUCUGUACCUGACUAAAGCCAUGCAUCUCUUCUCUCGGCGCGUUUCGAAGACAAUAGCCUGUGCCAUGUCCCAAUUUCUUCCCUCUCUCCGAGCUCCGACCGCCUUUUGCGCCCUCGACACUUUCCCGGGCUGCUCGUCCUCACGCUCUGGGGAGACACACAUCAGAAAGAUCGCUGCGAACAUCAUGCACCGGAUACUGGGUAUUGGCAUUCGGGAUUGGGGAGUGGGUACAAGAUAGUCUAGUCACCCCGGUUUCGUAUCUCACAUUACCAUCAAGUUUCGGAUCCCAUAUUUGUAGACUGAUCCUCAUCUCCCAGCCACUCAACAUCCAUCUGUAGACCAACAGUGCACAGUGCAGACCUUGCAUCUUUCACCAGCUACUCAUUUCCUGUGACUACAGAGUAAAGAGGUACACCAGCCAUCAAUACUUUUAUAGCUCCGCUACUUUCUAUGUCAUGCCCAACAUUGAUUUCAAUUUGAAGACCCACGACAACGCCUUCGAAAACGACGACGUCUUUGACUCUUCCUUUUCCUUCAUGAACAUUGAUACCAGUAUGGAUUACUACCUCGCCAGCCCCCCUGAAGGUGCCAAGUCUCCAGGGACCAGUGGAAACCAACCCCAUGAAGGUGCCAAAGAACCCUCGGAUGACCGCUUUUCGUUGUCCCCACUGACAAUGAACGAUCAAGCCAUGCAGCCUCUUGACAUUUCCAAUACGGUUUAUUCUUAUCCACCGUACGCUCUUACAUACCAGCAUCAACAGGCUAUUGGCAUCACAGGUGCGAAUAUUGGAUCACAUCACCCUGUUAUUUACCAGCCUUAUCGUCCUGGCACCAGCGGUGACUUUACAAAGCGUCCCCUUCGCUCACCCGAAUCACCGUCUCUCUCAUCAUCUCCACACGGUUCGAUUGAGUCCAGUCGUCUGUCUUUUAGCGCUCCUAACGCUGCUUCUCCUUCUCUUGUAUCUCCCGGCAGCCUGUCUGGUAGCAUACCUGAUCCUUCGCCCACUCAUUCUUAUGCAGGUUAUCACGCUCCGUUUUAUUCAAGCGCGCCAUCGGUGGGUAUGCCGGGCACGGGUAUGAGCAGGGGUAAUAUCUCCCCUACCGGUCCAGGUUUGAGUAUGGUGGCAGGUUUCCCGUAUCCAACUUCGAUGGUGUCCCAACAACAGGGAUCAGAAACUGGACCUAUGCGGAGCCAACGAAGCCGCACGAGGGGGAAGAAGGUGAAGGAAGAAGACGUAGAUGAUGAUGACGACGACCAUAGCUCGAAGGGCCUAGGAUUAACCAAUGAGCAUGAAGAUCGAGUGCCAGUCUCUAAUAAACGAGAAGACGUCCGUAGAGCUAGAAUCGAAAGCGAGCAGCGUAGACGAGACGAACUCCGCGAAGGCUUUAAAAGGCUUAAAGACGCGUUACCAAUAACUAAUCAAAGAUCAUCAAAGUCCAGCUUGCUCGAUCGUUCUGUAGCCCACAUUCAGGCAAUCGAGGGCGCUAAUCGAUAUCUUCUUGCACAACUUGAAGAACAGCAAAAGGAGUGUGCGAAACUCCGGGAAAUUUUACAUGGCGAGGUCAUGCAGAGAAACGUUUCCGAUAGCCCUGAUCAACCUGGUCAGAGGCACCAUUAAGAAGCCUUUGCAUUUGACCCUGUUAUCGUAAUUGAUUGAGAGCUUUCUCAAUCCGCAUGAUGAAUGGAAAAUCUUUCUUUCCCAUAUUCAUUGACUCCUUAUCGGUCGCUUUACCUAUCACAACAAUCGUAUUUCUCGUUUCGUGCUGCAAGUUCAAAUGCCAGCCUCGCUUCACUUCUAUGGCUUGGUUUUCAGUCCUUUGAUCAAGAUUCUAUCACUGUACAACAUCACUUCCAUCCAGGGUACACACUACCUAGAAUGUGUAUAACUUCUCCUGCAUCCACGGCCGGCUCUCCUCAUGUUCAACUCCGCGACGAUCGCUACUAGUCCAUAUACGCUGUACUUUCAACAAAUCCAACGAUUCAGUCCAAUUGACGAGCCAUUCCGCAAUUUACGAACCCAUUCCACGACUUACGAGCCCAUUCCACGACUUACGAACUCACGACAGGUUUUUUGCGGCUCAAGCAUGUUUCUUCCGUUUUCUUAAUGGUUCUGGUUUGGUCAUUUCUCCGUGUGUAUCAUACAGUACACCCCCCUUGGCUUUUCUCUUCAACGACUGUACACACCAAAUCUUAUGUCAAGAUCGCAACCCUGACAGGAGCAGGGUGUUUACUUCACUUUUUCUUGUUUCAAGAGCGGUCGAUGGAUUUUGACUUUACCGACGCAAACUUGGAGAUAACGCUUUGCCUCAUUCUAAUGAUGAAAAGGUUAACGCUGCUUUGGCUUACCCUCAACAGGCUGCCAUUGGAUCUCCGUUAUCAUCUUUAUUCAGUAACCCUAAUCCCAUGCUCAUCCCCAAGCUUCAACUUGAGUACAAGGGAUGUGAGUGAAUAGGGGGACUGUUGAACCGUUCCUGGCAGUAGCGCUUCUUGCCUUUCCAUUUGCGCAAAGUGCGGUCAUUUGGUGAAGAGUUGCGUGGUAGCUUUAAAGAGGUACUUGGACUGCCUUCGGGAAAUGCGCCAGGGACGAUAAGAUGAUGGCUGUUUAUGGGUGUAAAUAUGUUGACGGCCUCUGUCCCCUGUAUUUGAUUCCUCGUACUUUGCCGUAAAAGAUUUCUGAAUAGGUUUAGUUCUAGCUAUCGAAUUGUGUACCUCUCAAGUCAUUUCCUUUUCCUCCUGACGCUACCUGGCUUGUGUACUACAAUAACACUGUAACGGCAUUGCAAUAGCAUUGUAUAUACGCUACCCUCAUUCUUACACUUAUAUCUCUCGUGAUUCCGUUUUGCUUCAGCUUUCACUAGACGGAAGUCGGUAAAUGGGUUGGCUUUUCUUGUUGGGAAAAUGGACUGAUGAGUCUCGAGGGAACUGGAUAAGGUUAUGAACGGUUAUGAUUUUUAUGAAUAAUUACCUCAUUGUACUAAGCAUUGGACCCCGAUCAAGGUCAUAUCAGGAACGAGGUGG